Messenger RNA from Cannabis sativa, 1520 nucleotides. Its product is annotated as probable xyloglucan endotransglucosylase/hydrolase protein 30. The record is from RefSeq and is a predicted model, not a curated record. Gene Ontology annotation, molecular function: xyloglucan:xyloglucosyl transferase activity; hydrolase activity, hydrolyzing O-glycosyl compounds. Gene Ontology annotation, biological process: xyloglucan metabolic process; cell wall biogenesis. Bases 272 to 1354 code for a protein of 360 amino acids. NCBI's taxonomy places the organism in Eukaryota, Viridiplantae, Streptophyta, Magnoliopsida, Rosales, Cannabaceae. Gene Ontology annotation, cellular component: cell wall; apoplast. The transcript has 4 exons.
UUCCAUAAGGGCAUUAUAGUAAAUUUGAUAUUUAAUAUAAUCCGCAGCAGCCAACUGAAGAGACCAAAACAGACCAUUCUCCAUAUUUCUCUCUCCGCUACUCUCUCUUUCUCUCUCUUCUCAACUCCAUAUCGUCUUCAUUGUAUAUAGUAUAUACAUAUAUUAACUUGCAGAGAAAGCCAGAAAGAAGAGAGAGAAACCCCUAAUCAUCAAAAUUAGAAACUCUUCUUAAUUCUUUUUUUAAUUUUAAUAAUAAAAAAAACAACAAAUUAUGGAUGAGGUACGUUCUUGUGGGAAAAAGCUUUGUAUUAGUAGUAGUAGUAGCCGGAGGGGAAUAAUAUUAACGUCGUUGGGUCUCUUUAGUGUCGUUUUCUUCACUCUUACCGGCGCCGCAGCAGCUUUUAAUCUCGCAACCAUUCCCUUCGACGAAGGGUACAGCCCUCUCUUCGGCGACGGGAAUCUCGUUCGUUCCCCCGACGGUAGAGCCGUUCGUCUUCUCCUCAACCGUUUCACAGGGUCUGGUUUCAUCUCGUCAAGUCAUUACAACCAUGGAUUUUUUAGCGCCAACAUAAAGUUGCCAUCCGAUUACACCGCUGGAAUUUGUGUUGCCUUCUACACAUCAAACGGUGACGUAUUUGAAAAGUCUCAUGAUGAGCUGGACUUUGAGUUCUUAGGCAAUGUAGAAGGAAAGCCAUGGAGGUUUCAGACUAAUCUGUACGGAAAUGGCAGUACGAGCCGUGGCCGAGAAGAACGCUACCGCCUUUGGUUCGAUCCCACCAAAGAGUUCCACCGCUAUAGCAUUCUGUGGACCCCAAACAUCAUUAUAUUUUACAUUGAUGAAGUUCCAAUAAGAGAAGUGGUAAGAAGUGAAGAAAUGGGUGGAGACUUCCCAACAAAACCAAUGUCUUUAUAUGCAACAAUAUGGGACGCAAGUAGUUGGGCCACCAAUGGUGGAAAAUACAAAGUGAACUACAAAUAUGCACCUUUUGUGGCAGAAUUCAAAGACUUAGUUCUAGAAGGCUGCCCGGUAAACCCAAUUCAAGAAGUUCAGACCACCGUGGCUUGCGCCGAGAAGAGUGCCGCACUUGAGAGAGAAGACUACGCCACCAUCACGCCCGAACGACGCUCCGCAAUGCGCAAGUUCCGGCAGCGUUACAUGUACUACUCUUACUGCUAUGACACGUUGAGGUACCCUGUGCCGCCGCCAGAGUGCGUCAUUGUCCCCUCCGAGAAGCGGCUGUUCAAGGAGACUGGUCGGUUGAAGUUCGGAGGAAGCCACCGCCGCCAGUCCCGGCGGAGGAACCGGCCGAUUGUUACUGCUACCACUGUUUCGGAUGACCUAUCUGAUAUGUAGUGAGAUAUAUUUUAUACUUACUGUUUUUAUUGAUGAAAAGUAAAUUUGGAUAGGUUUCAGUGUGUGGAGUUAAUUAAUGUACAUUUUCUCAAUCUUUCAUGAUAAAUAUGAUACAUACCAUCAUCCAUUUAAUAAAUACGUAUCCCUUGGGUAAAUUUUUGUUUCA